Molecule: messenger RNA, 938 nt
Organism: Owenia fusiformis
Lineage: Eukaryota; Metazoa; Annelida; Polychaeta; Sabellida; Oweniidae
Source: the annotation of a GenBank genome assembly
UUUCAAGAUGUCAGCGCCCUUAAAAUAUUGAAGUUUUGUUACAAAAUUGACAAUACUGAUGAUAUCCGCAAAUAAUGUCUGAUUUCGACGACAGAAGUGGUAUUGUUUGUUGCAAAACAGACUGGGGGCGAUGGUGGCAAACGAUGGAUGAAGUUGUUGUCGAAGUUGAUGUUCCAGAAGGAACAAACGCCAAAAAUAUCAAGUGUGAAAUAAAAACAAAAUUGGUCAAACUCUCUUUACAAGGAAAUGUAAUAUUUGAGGGAGAGUUGCCUGCUGCUGUGAAUAGUGAAGAGUCAUUGUGGACAUUAGAAGAUCGAAAGUUGGUAAGAAUCUGCCUGGAGAAAUGUGACAGGUCUGCAGAGAACUGUUGGAAGACGCUACUGCUUGGAGAAUGCACCCCAGAUGCCUGGACACUAGACCAGAUGCAACGCAAGCUAACCUUACAGAGAUUCCAAUAUGAGAAUCCUGGUAUGGACUUUAGCAAUGCAGAGGUAUCGGGGAACUAUGCCAGCGGUGGUCCUAAGUUCCCAUCCUGAGAAAGAAUAGUAUGGAUUUGAGCUCAAUACUACAGAUUGUAAUCUGCUAUGGGAUCCAGGAUUCAGGAUUCCCUACAUGAAUGAAUCAGGCUAACCAUUGUCUUGAAAUGAACACACAUAUUCUGUGAUUCUUCUCAAGAGCUAUCAAAAUCACUACACAUGCAUGACAUGAUAGUAAAUAUAAUAAAUAUAAAGAUACUGAAGAAUAAUUCACUUACUUGUAUUUGCUUUGUGCACCUACAUGUAUAAGGAAAAGACAAGAUUGAUAGUGAACUUUAUACAUAAACAAAUGUCUUAAAACCUAGGUUUCACAUGUACAUGUACAGGUGCUUUAAUAAAUGAGAUAACUAUCAAUGAAAUAUUGUUCACCUUAAUCUUUUGAAUUGAAAAAUCUUGAGCAAU